AUGGAUGGAGCGGCGAAAAUUGCACACAACGAGGCUCAGCGCAUCCUUCCGGACAACCCACACCAUCUUUCAUUGUCUUUUGACCGCCGAUUCCCGAACCCGGACACAUGGUGGUUCACUGGCAGAAGUGGGCCUUUGCAAUACAUGACAUACCUUUCUGCUGGGCAGCGAGGCAUUCUCACAACACGCGCCGCCUUUGACAUUUCGGACGAGUUGCCGCCACCAAUGUCGACCAAGGUACUCGCCAAGAGCGAGGGUAAGAAGAAACUGUCUCUUUCGGACUAUCAGAACAGGAAGAAGUCGGCGUCUCCCGUGGAGAACGGGACGGCAGCGAAGGUGGAGGCGAAGCCAAACGGCAUAGUCCAUGCGAAGCCGGCCCCGUCAAGGGAGGACAGUAAGAGGACGGAUGCGCGGUUAGAGAAGCCAAGGGUGGAUAUUAACGGCGAGAGCAGAAGUAAGACUUUUCAGACAAACCCACAGCCGGAGGCCGAAAGCCGCAAGCGCGCCGCAAAUAAGGACAACAGCCCGCUUCCACAGAAACGAGUCAAAGCCGACGCUGGGCCCGUGGAGACAGAUCAGCCACGGCAACGCAAGCCAGAGGCAUCGCGGGGACAGGAACGGACGACAGAGAAGCGUCCAAAGGGCACUAGUACCGCCUUCUUACAUCCCACUGUCAACGGACUGCCUGCCCCUUCGGACAAAGAACGAGAAAACACGGCAUCGCCCAGAUCGACCAUUCAGGUCAAUGGAUCGAGGCCUCGUUCAGACAGCGGGACUUCGACGCCGCGGAAAUCCGAACCCUUAGCGAAAGCUGCCUUGCCGCAACUCUUAUCACCCCUUCACCCGUCUAUCUUCGAGGCCAAGGCAGAGAAAGAAGCCACGCCCAAGAAAAAGUCAACAGAGAAGACAUUGAAGCCGGAGAAGGACAAGCCUAAGAAGCUGCUCUCUAUACCCAGGCUGCUCUCUCCCACGCUGCCGCCAGUCAUUGAGGAGAUCCUGUCCGCUCAAAACCGAAAAUCAACAGCUUCCAAAGGCGUUUCGAGCCAGACGCCCGACCAGUCCUCUGACUCCUCAGGAGGCGCGAGGAAAACAAUCGUGGCCGCGCCGCCUGUACGCCUGGCAGAGGAGGAAGAGGAGAAACCGGAGCGGAAGUCUCUGAUAGUCCCUCUCAAGAUCAAAAACAAGGCAAACGUGAAGAGGGUCAAAGAGCUCUUGAGCCUCCCAUCAAAGUCAGCCAAGGAUGCACUUAAGAAGGAGCGAUCAACGAGCGUGGAAGCCGCCCCUCCGCCGGCUGCCAAGAAGCGGCCGCGGCCGGCAGACGACGUGCCUCAGGAACCCGCCGCUACCAAGCGGCCAAAGCCAACUGCGGAGGCCAUCACAGCCAAGCCUCCGCGGCCAACAACGCCGCUUAAGCACGCCGCCACUGCAAUGUCGCGGGUAGCGUCGAGCCAGAGCCAGACGCAAGGCAAUACCCCCGCCGCCUUGACGGGUCUCACCCCGAGCACGUCAGACCGGCCGCCGACCCGCUCGGAGCCGCUCGACCCAAAGGCGCUCGCCCAAGUUGAGUCUUUCAAGGAGAGGCACGCCGAAAACGUGCGGCUGGGCACCAAGCUCAAGCACGUCCGCGACAAAAUCUGCCGAGACGGCGGCGCCAAACUGUCGGUCGCCGACGAGCGCCGCGUCACAGCUCUUCACUUUGAAAUGCUUCUCGCCUACAUGAUGGCCUUUGGCUCGGCCAACCAGGCUCGCAUGCUCGAGCGCAAGGUGUGCGAUGUUUCGACGUGGGAGUCGCUGCUGCCGCACCUGACGGAACUGAGGAACCGGGUCCAGGUCCAGGGGAACAAGGCACUCCGGGCCCUCGCUGUGCAGAUGAACGUGCUGUGUCUGGAGCAUAUCACCAACACCUUUGCGACGCUGGAUCCCGCCGCCGCGGCGGGUAGCUUUGUCAAGUGGUGCAAGUUGAAUCGGAGCAGGGUGGGCAUGUGGGCGGAGGCGAAUGCCGCGUACGGGGAGGUCGAGGACCGGCAGAUGAGAACGCUUGUUGGGCCGUGGACGUCGGUGGAUGACGCGGUUGUGGCCGUGCUGACGGUCAUGAAGAGGUGGGCGGAGAGGGAAGGUGUGCGAUGGACCCCCGAGGUCACAGUCAAAGGAGACAGGGACCAAGACCGGAAGCGGGAGCGGGACCACGACCGCGACCGUCACCGCGACAGGGACAGGGACAAGGACAAGGAUAGGGAUAGGGACCGCGAGAGGGAUCGAGAGAGAGAUAAACCCCGACCGCCGCUCAACGGGUCCCGGCACUGA
This is a messenger RNA of Parathielavia appendiculata, 2304 nucleotides long. RefSeq lists its product as uncharacterized. The transcript has 2 exons. The coding region runs from base 1 to 2304 and encodes 767 amino acids. The record is from RefSeq and is a predicted model, not a curated record. Lineage: Eukaryota; Fungi; Ascomycota; Sordariomycetes; Sordariales; Chaetomiaceae.